AGUUAUGAGUGAGAAUAUGUUCGUCAUCAGGAGGUGAUCCCGCCAUGUGAGUGGGCGGAGCCUGCGCUAUUCAAACAGUGGCGGCCCUAUAAAAGCGUGCACGGCGCACGCCGUGGGAGUUUCACCUCCGAUGCGUCACGAUUAAAGCCCGGCUCGGCGGAGGACGCAACGAUGCACGACUCCGGCGGGGUCCAGCUGGCCCAGGCCCUCAAGCACUCCGUCCUGUGCCUGCUGCUGUUGCCGCGCUUCUUGGCCGCCGCCGUCACGCUGUGGCUGCUGGACUUCCUGUGCAUCCGCCGCAAGGUGCUCCACCAGAUGGGCGCGAGGCCGCACAGCGCCGACGACCCGCCGCUGUGCGUGUCGGACUCCAACCGGAUGUUCACGCUGGAGUCGCUGCGGGCGGUGUGGUACGGCCAGAAGCUGGACCUGCUCAAGUCGGCGAGCCUGGGACGCGCGGCGCCCAACACGGAGGUGUUUCUGGUCCAGGGGCGCCGGCGGGUGCGCAUCCUGGACUGCAUGCGCGGAACGAGGCCGCUCAUCCUCAACUUUGGCAGCUGCUCCUGACCGCCGUUCAUGACGCGCUUGGCCGCGUUCCAGCGCGUCGUCAGCCAGUACGCAGACAUUGCGGACUUCGUGGUGGUCUACAUCGAGGAGGCGCACCCGUCGGACGGCUGGGUGAGCUCCGACUCGCCCUACCAGAUCCUCAAGCACCGCUGCCUGGAGGACCGGCUGAGCGCGGCGCGGCUCAUGCUGGCGCAGGUGCCCGGCAGCAGCGUGGUGGUGGACGGCAUGGACAACGCGUCCAACGCCGCCUACGGAGCUUACUUUGAGAGACUCUACAUCGUCAGGGACCGGAGGGUGGUCUAUCAGGGGGCCCGAGGGCCGGAGGGCUACCGGAUCUCUGAGCUCAGGAAAUGGCUGGAACAGUACCGGAAAGACCUGAUCGUGUCUCCGGUGCUGCAAGCGUAGCCCGGGGGGGAGAUUUGUAUCUUCUUUUCUUUUUAAAGUGCAGCUUUUGGCCUUAGUUCUGCCCAGCUCUAAUCGGGUGGUUCAUGUGCGUAAAAACUGCCAAAUAAAAACAGUUGUAUUUUUAUUUGGGGGGAUAGGGGGCACCCCUGGGUGUUUGCGUGAAGUGCGGUUCUUAAACGGCGCAGCCACAGAACCGACACUGAUGUUUGUGACACCCGGUGGGUGUCCAAAUGUCCUGUUGGAUGGAUGGGGACCCCAUGGUGUGACGUCACGCUACGUAAUUGAACAAAACUCUUUUGUAAAAAAUAAAAAAACAAAUAAAUAACACUGAAUCACUUUUGACUAAAGACAUUCUGUAAUGUGUUUUCCCAUUUGAAAUAAGGACACAUCAUUAGGUACACAUCAAGUCAUAUCCAAUACAAAUAUUGGGUAACACUUUAGUAUGGGGAACAUAUUCACCAUUAAUUAGGUGCGUAUUAGUAACAUAUUGGCUAUUAAUUUGUCAUUAUUAAGUACUUAUUAAUGCCUUAUUCUGCAAGGCCUUAUACAACCAGUAACCCAUUAACUAAGAGUCUUCCCUAAAUAACCUCAGAAUUAUUGCUUAUUAGUAACCCUAACCCUUAUAUGUUCCCUUGGUGUCCAAAUAACUCUAAAUUAAGUAUUUGUUACUCAUAGAGUGUUACCAAAUAUUGUUAUACUUGUGCCCUCAUUAAGUGCCAAUCAAUCAAAACACAUUAGGUGUACUUAAUGAAAUGUCCAGUCAGCGUGCUGUUAAAAUGCAUGAAAAAAGCUCCUCUUGAUUUGUCGUAAACAUGACACAGUCACACAGAUUGUCAACAAAGUGGGCUUGAGAGUAGAGGUUUGAGUUCCGUGGUGAAGAAUGUGGAGCUAAAGUGGAUUUAAUCAUUUUAAUGCCAGCACUAACCAGCAUGAUGCAACAGUCCUGGCACAGUCUCAAAGGAACUGAACUUCCUUAACUGAAAAUAAGUUAAUUAAAACCUGACAAUUUAUCUCACGACGAUUUAUCUCCUAAUGUCAGAAUGCCAGAAUCAAACAUAAAGACAAAUGAUGAUAUUAGAAGGCAUAAUAAUUUGCAUUUUAAAAAGUAUCUUUCAACGACAAAAGCCAAACCGAGGCUUACAAUAUGCUCCAGUAAAUAUUAGAAAUUAAAUAUUUUACUAUUCAAACUUUUUCGACCCUAAAUUAAGAUGACAAAUACAUAUAUUGACAUUAAUUGUAAAAAAAAAAUAGUUUUAUUUACUGUAGAUUAAAGCAACGGUAGCCCAUGAACAGUCUAGUAUUAUAAUGUAUUACAUAACUAUUUUUUUUUUAAAAAGCGGAUAAUGACAGUAAAAUACAAUUGCAGGUUUAUAACACAUCAUUAUUAUAAAAUUAAAAUAAAACAAUGUUUGACACAAGCAAAUAUGUAUUGUA
Messenger RNA from Nerophis lumbriciformis (worm pipefish), 2403 nucleotides. Its product is annotated as thyroxine 5-deiodinase-like. NCBI's taxonomy places the organism in Eukaryota, Metazoa, Chordata, Actinopteri, Syngnathiformes, Syngnathidae. Gene Ontology annotation, molecular function: thyroxine 5'-deiodinase activity. Gene Ontology annotation, biological process: thyroid hormone metabolic process. The record is from RefSeq and is a predicted model, not a curated record.